CAAACAGCACAAGCGACGGCUGCAGCUCCAAUGGAGAUCAGCAUACACAACGGAAGCACGCUGCUUUUUUGUGACGAGCCACAUGACUUGCCAAACGCGCCGGCUCUACAGCCUCUCUGGAACUUUGUCCGAAGGCAGGAGGGCUUGAUCAAGUCUCCCUUCUUCCCGGUGCUGUUCAGCUUUGCAAUCUAUACAGCUUUCUGCUUGCCUUUUAUCGCCCUGGAUUUUUUAAGCCCUUGGAUCUCCGUCUUGAGGAAGUAUAAAAUCCAACCGCAUAGCUCGCCUACACCGCAGAUGGUGGUUCUUUGCCUGGCUCAGAGCAUCUACCACCACAUCGUGUGUAUCUUUCCAGUGACUGUUGCGCAUUGGUACUGGAGGCCAGUGAGCUUGCCUAGCAUUGCUCCCGAGGUACCCGCGCUUCUCCUGCAGGUAGCUGUUUGCCUGCUGUUGUUCGAUUUCUUGUCCUUUUUGUGGCAUUUGCUCCACCAUAAAGUGCCCUGGCUCUACAAAAAUUUCCACAAGGUCCACCACAAACACGUCUCUACCUUUGCUCUGACCACUCAGUUUGCCAGCAUUUGGGAGCUGCUCUGGCUGGGUUUCUUUGCCGUAAUUGGUCCGAUGCUGUUGGGGUGUCAUCCAUUGACGGAAAUGACUUUCUUCACGGCCAACAUCUGGUUGUCAGUAGAAGAUCAUUCUGGCUAUGACCUGCCAUGGUCAACCCAUAAAUUGGUGCCUUUUGGCCUGUAUGGAGGAGCUCCACACCAUGAUCUCCACCACCAGAAGUUCAAGUUCAACUAUGCACCUUACUUUAAACACUGGGACUGGCUAUUUGGAACCCUUAGCCAUGCUCAGAAGCCAAGCGACGUGAAGGUCAACAAAGAUUAAUUUGUAUCCUCAUCUUUUACCCUAUCCUUCCCUGAGUCAAUAUUUGGAAGCUCUGGUGUGAAAAAACAAACUGAAGAAUUUUGCACUGAACGUAUUUAUGCAAAUAUGUUUAUAAAAUGUUAAUAUUUAUGGUUUGGGAUUUGAUUGCAAUGACACAAACUGUGUGAAAGAGAUAAAAACGGUAUGCUUUUUAAUGGGGAUAUCUGGGCUUUUAUAAAGCUGUUAUAAAUGAGUGGCUAAUAUAUAGGUUUGCUGGCUUGAACAUAUAUAUUUAUAUAAUUAUAUAUUAUGUAUAUAAUUCCUAUGGAAUUUUUCUCAUCUUCACAUUGAGGAGAAAAGAGUUCUUUUUGUAAACAUUUCUAUUCAUUUGCUAACCUGAAAGCAGCACUGAUCUUUUGUCCUGUGAAAUUUAAGUUAUUUAUAUUAUUUUUAUAUUUGAUGAAAUAAAUCAAAAUUUGAUAUUAUUCCAUUUCUGUUGUCUAUGCACUU
This is a messenger RNA of Protobothrops mucrosquamatus (brown spotted pit viper), 1374 nucleotides long. It is a transcript of the gene CH25H, whose product is annotated as cholesterol 25-hydroxylase. NCBI's taxonomy places the organism in Eukaryota, Metazoa, Chordata, Lepidosauria, Squamata, Viperidae. Gene Ontology annotation, biological process: sterol biosynthetic process; cholesterol metabolic process. Gene Ontology annotation, molecular function: iron ion binding; steroid hydroxylase activity; C-4 methylsterol oxidase activity. The coding region runs from base 31 to 885 and encodes 284 amino acids. The record is from RefSeq and is a predicted model, not a curated record. The transcript has a single exon.